This is a messenger RNA of Macadamia integrifolia, 975 nucleotides long. Its product is annotated as histone H1. NCBI's taxonomy places the organism in Eukaryota, Viridiplantae, Streptophyta, Magnoliopsida, Proteales, Proteaceae. Gene Ontology annotation, cellular component: nucleosome; nucleus. The coding region runs from base 78 to 710 and encodes 210 amino acids. Gene Ontology annotation, biological process: nucleosome assembly; chromosome condensation; negative regulation of DNA recombination. The record is from RefSeq and is a predicted model, not a curated record. The transcript has 2 exons. Gene Ontology annotation, molecular function: structural constituent of chromatin; nucleosomal DNA binding; double-stranded DNA binding.
CUUUCGAAGCCAUCGUCAGAAGUAAAGCGUCUGCGUUUAGUCUCAAUUCUGUUUGGGUAUUGUGAUAUCAAUUUUCAAUGGCUGGUGAAGGUGAAACGGUGGCCGUGGUGGCUGAAUUGCCGCCGGUGGAGCCCACGGCGGUGGAGGAGAAGCCAGCGAAGCCGGUGAAGGAGAAGAAGGCGAAGGUUCCGAAAGAGAAGAAGCCUAAAUCGGCUAAGGCAUCUCAACCCUCUCAUCCUCCUUAUUUCCAGAUGAUUAAGGAGGCGUUAUUGGCACUCCAAGAUAAGAGUGGUUCAAGUCCAUACGCCAUAGCUAAGUACAUGGAGGAGAAGCACAAGGCCGUCUUGCCUGCAAAUUUCAGGAAAAUUUUGGCUCUUCAAUUGAAAAACUGUGUUGCAAAGGGGAAGCUGAUCAAGAUCAAGGCUUCUUUCAAACUGUCCGAAUCAGGGAAAAAGGAUGUGGUGGUUAAGGCUGCGAAGACUUCUGCAGGGAAGAAGGAUAAAGUGGUUAAACCCAAAUCAGGUGCUGCCGCUCCUAAAGCUUCUAAGACGGUGAAGAAGACGGUGACUCCGGCCAAGAAGAAGACGGCGAAACCUGUGAAGAAGGUUGGUGCAAAGAAGAUGAAGAGAUCAACUCCAGCAAAACCGAAGCAACCCAAGUCGAUAAAGUCACCUGCUGCAAAGAAAGCUAAGAAGGCCACAGCUGCGUGAUUUAAUGAAGGAAUGAAAGUAUCCUUUACUGACAAAUUACAGAUGGUUGUAUAUAUGGCUGGACUGAUGGGGUUUUAAUCUCUCUCUCUCUCUCCCUCUCUCUCUCUCUCUCUCUCUCUCUCUCUCUCUCUCUCUCUCUUUUCUUCCUUUUCUUGUGGGAAUCUGUGGUUGAAAAAGGUUAUGUAGAAUAAGUUCGAAGCUUGAAUUCUGCAGAUUUUGUUCUUUCUUCAAUGUGAAAAUCAUAAAAUCUCUAGUUUGAAAAGCA